UGUAAAUAACCACAGUUAUUAGUUACCAUAGUUAGUUUUACAUAGUUAACUGAGUUUGUUAAUUAGCUACUCAGUGGUUAGUUAGUUUGUUAGCUAGGUGGUUAAGCUCUUAAGCUUUCCUCUUCUUAUCUUCGGUAUAUAAACUGAAGCCAUUUUACAAUUCACUCAUUCAAUCAAUUGGAUCAUUCAGUUUCUUUCAGUUCUUGUUUUAUUCUCUGUAACAAACUCUAGGUUACAAUCUUGUUAUUUCCUACACCAAAAUUCUUGCUUGGUUUACAAUCAAGUGACCUUGUGCAAGAAGCCCUACAAAAACAGAAGCUAAAACCAGCCUCCAUGAGAUGUUUCAAUCCCUGCAAACUUGUCAUUGGGGCUAUUUGCUCCUGCAUUUUCAAUCUCAUUUGCUCAAGCUUUUCAAGCACAGGACAUAGAUAUAUCAGCUGAUAUCAAAAGGGUACAAGAAUUCUGAGUUUUGCUAUUGGAAUUUUUAAUCAUUUUUUAGCACAGAGAAUCCAUAAUGGCUCUUCAUCAUGGUCUACACCGUCGCCUGUUGCUUCACCAUCCAAACUCAACUGGUCCAGGUAGCAGGAAUUGGUCCAGGGAAUCUCUCACUGGUAGCUCAGAUUUUGACACCAUCAUGGUGUUUAUCUUGGCAGGUUUGGUUUUUGCCUUUGGACUUAUAUUUUCUCUGGUACUCCGCUCCAUUGUGCGUUGCGCUCAAAGAUGUAGCCGCAGUUUUGCUUUUGAAACCCCAGAUGAGGCAGUACCUCGUUUAGGCUCAAAAGAAUUAAAAAAGAGUGCAUUUCAUCAGAUCCCUAAAGUUGUUUAUGGUUCAGGUAGUACAAGUAGUGCAGCCACAGACUGUUCAAUUUGCCUUGGGGAAUUUAUGGAUGGAGUGAAAGUUAGAGUGCUACCAAAAUGUAACCAUGUGUUCCAUGUAAAGUGCAUAGAUGUAUGGCUGCUCUCACACUCUUCUUGUCCUAACUGCAGAGAAGUCAUUGCUUGAACGGUAGCUGUAGCUGUAGUUGCAAGAACAACUCACCAGGUAGAGAAUGCCUUAGGAGGACAUGAAUAUUAAGCCUUUAGAUGAAGCUGUGGUCGAGGUUGGCUAAUUGUAAAUUCAGGGUUUUAAAUUACAAUCGCAGUUGCGGCUGCUUUGUGGAAUUGCAGACAAAUGCUGGUUGGCAACGGUGUCAAUGUGGGGACAAGAAGACCUUUUACGUUGGGGCUGCAAUUGCGGUCAACCGCAAUUUAAAACCCUGGUAAAUUGCAAUCUUAAUCCUUGACUGUCAAAAUUCAUUAAGGAAGAGUAAAGAUGAAUAGAAAGAAGAAAGGGAUGAAAAAAUGGAGACUUGUUGUUUGUACUUUGUAGGUUUGAGUUUGGAAUUCUUAAUGUUUAAAGUGUACUUGUACAACUGUAUGAAGGAUUGAAGAUAUAUACUAGUACAGAAAUAACUGAUGGGUGAUGAUUUCAGAUACUAUCCUGUGUUUGUUGUCUGUGAAUAGAUUGAAAGGCAAGUGAUGCAGAGCAAGUUGGAUGCUUUGAUAAAAUUUUGUUUCCGGGAUAUAAAUUAGAAGAGGAAAAAUAUGUCUUUGUUAAUGAGUGACUAACUUAAACUUUGUUUACUUUUUCCCCUUUUUCUCACUGAAGCCCUUGGUUAACAUCUGAAUUGAGCUCAAGUGGAUUUAGUUCAUGAUCAGCAUUUGGAUUGUUGAACUAACUAAAAUUAUUACAUCACCAAAGCAGACCCUGAUGCUCUUUCAAAAAAUUACAAUUGAAUGAAUCUAGCCUUAGUUAGUACUUAGGACCGGAAAAAACCAAGUCCUGAAUAAGAAUCUCAAAAAGUCAGUUGGAUAUCUGAUUCCAAAUCUAAAUCAGUAACUAAUCCAUAAUCAAUAAGAAUAAAUCAAGAGCAAGGAGAAUGCUUUAAUAACUAGCUUUCCAUGGGGAAGAAGGCAUGAGACAAACUCUAGUGUUUUUGCAGAGAUGGACAAUUAUUUCAGCUUUCAAAGUGAGUUCACAUGGCAUUCAGAGCAAACCUCUGCUCAUUUCACUUAUCUAUUCAAGCUUCCAUACACCAACAUACUUGUGCAAUAUCCAUUUCAUGAGUACUGAUUCAGGAUUUUGGUUUCAUUUGUUGCUCUUUGCCUCUUUUGUCUGUUGUUUUCUGUUUGAACAGAGUUCUUAGCUUAUACUAGAAUUCUUAUUGAUAAUUGAAUUCAUUUCUUAGUAUCUUAAUUCUUGUGUAUUUUCUUUCACACUAGUAAUUCAUUCAUCUUCAUGUCUUUCUAAACUCUAAAGUUAUCUUCGUCCUUCAGUUCCUAUUGGAAUUCUUCAGUAUAAUGUCUUCAAAGAGAAAAAUAAAAAGGCAGAUGGAUCUUCUGGCUCAAGAGGGAAAUCAUCCACUUCAAGAAGGAAAUCUAAAGGACAGUCAUUGCUUCAACCUUAGCUUUAGCUGUAGUUGCUGCUGCAGGAACAACUCACCAUGUACAGAAUGCCUUAGGACGAGGCCUUUAGCUCAAGCUGUGGACGAUGUUGGCUAAUUGUAAAUUCAGGGAUUAAAAUUGCGGUUGCGACUGCUUUGUGGAAUUGCAGAUAAAUGCAGGUUGGCAACAAUGCCGAUGUGGGGAGUCAAAAACCUUUUACGUCAGUGCUGCAAUUGCGGUCAACCACAAUUUAAAACCCUGGUAAAUUGCGAUUUUACUCCUUGACCGUCAGAGAGUGAAGAUGCACUAGAAUUCUAGAAAGAAGAAAGGGAUGAAAAAAUGGAGACUAGUGGCUUUGAGUUUGGAAUUCAUAAUGUUUAAAGUGUACUUGUAUGGAAUUCAUAAUGUUUAAACUGUAUGCAGCAUGCAGGAUUGAAGAUAUAUAUUAGUGUAGAAAAAACUGCUGGGUGAUGAUUCAGAUUCUAUCCUGUGUUUGUGCAUGUUUUUCUGACAUAAGAAAUAGUGCUAAAUCUUGAAUGUUUGUUGUUGUGAAA
Messenger RNA from Lotus japonicus, 2978 nucleotides. RefSeq names its product RING-H2 finger protein ATL74-like. Gene Ontology annotation, molecular function: transferase activity. The record is from RefSeq and is a predicted model, not a curated record. Gene Ontology annotation, biological process: protein ubiquitination. The transcript has 2 exons. NCBI's taxonomy places the organism in Eukaryota, Viridiplantae, Streptophyta, Magnoliopsida, Fabales, Fabaceae. Bases 515 to 1003 code for a protein of 162 amino acids.